CAUUUAUUUAUCUCGUAUUUAAACAUGAAAAGUUGAAAAACGUGGACCGAUGAAUCGAAAAAUCCAUCGUUGAUCCACUGAUGAUUCACCAAAGAUCUUCUCCUGGCGCGACUAUAGUAGUCGAUGUGAUCAAGUCAGGUUUAAAGAAGAGGAAUCGAGUACGAGAGGGAUAGAGAGAACUGUGGUUAGACCAGGAGAAAGAAAGACAGCGAAUUGGUCUCUCCUGUUCCGUGGGUUCACCUAGGGACCCCUUCUACAUAAGGCCCCGGUUCUCACCCCACCUCGUCAGUGUAGUGGCGGCCGUUGAAGUGCCACGUUACAGACACCUCAGUGCCUCACGAUAUUUCGAACGUGACUCGAACAGUGUCGACGAUCGAAAACCGGACCGUUAUCGUGCUAUGUGGAACAUAGUGUUCUCGAAAAAGUGAUUCGUUAUCGAUUCCUAUAUUGGAUGUUAAGCUGAAUUUCUCGGCGUUAAGGACGCAAAAUGCUGAAGUGGACGGUCUCGAGAUCGUUGUCGACAACCAGUUCGACGCCUCACGGUCCGCCCACCUUGAACAAGGCACCCCGUCGGCCCUUUCGAGAUUUGUCCAACACACCGCCAACCUCCGCUAGUUGCCGAACCAGGCAAGUAUCUACUCAGAAUGUGUCGAACACGACCAGGACGACGCCGGCUCGACGCAGAAGAUGCAGAAGUCACGGAACCGACUUGAGGACAUAUUUUCAGGCGUCGAAGCCGCAUUUGAGAUCGAGUAAACGUCAAUCCGUGUCGCAGGGAGCGGAGAAUUCAGCGACGUCCGAAAGCUUUUAUCAAAGCACGCCGAGAGUGGACACAGAUAUCGGACCGCUCACGUAUUUUCCACCCGGUAGCAAGUGUUCCACCGCGCUUACUCUACCGACGGACCCCACGCUCUUCAUGAACAGUCGCGCCAAAAACUUCCAGAGUGACAGCGAGCUGCCGCAGAACGUCGUCAACGAGGCGCGAGCGAAUCUGCAGUCGCACGUCUCCGAUUUUUUUCAGCAGAUCUCGAUGGCCACCAGCCCCGAGGACGUAAUGGAGACGGAUUCGAUGCCCCUGGGGACGAAAACCAAGAUUUAUUCUCAGAACGGUGAGCAAAAGACGCGAUCGGUGAAAACACCGUAUCUGCCGAAACUAGCGAAGAUUACGAAGAUACAUGCGCGAUGUCGGACGCCCUAUCACACGAAACUCGCUCAGGCAAUCAGUCCCUUCAAGCUGAAAGCGAGUCAAGGACAAACGCCGCUUGUCGGCAAGUUGUCGAGUCUCACCAUAGAUCAAGACUUGCCGAAGUACGAGAACAUGGAUAACACCGUGACGGAGGUGCUUCACAGAGAACAGGAGAUCAAUUUUGGAAGCAAAACCGUGGCGGAGAUUCUUCUAGGCAACGCCGAGGAAAGGAGCAAAAUCCUGGAAGCGGGCGACAAGCAAUCCGAUUCAAAUAUGAUGGAUCACAUAUACGAGACUAUCCCGGAACAGGACGAAGUGGCGGAGGAAGAAUCACUGGCGCGCAACGACAGUUCCAUAUCGUCAGUCAGUCAACUCCUGGAGGAUCCAUCGCCGGUGUCCUGGGCUUUCGCGUCGCCGUUGAACGAUCUCGGUGAAUUCACGCUGAAGAGACAACGCGGCAUUCGGCGAAAACGUCCGCGAAAGGACGGCGACAAGGCGGUGGACGGUAAACGGGUCAAGAGAAUGUACAGUCCUUCGGUAAACGAGGAUCAGAAUACGCUGAUCGAGGCAAUUAAUCCGAAUGUGAAGAAACUCGUGUUAGAGACGGAUCUGGAUUCGACAUUGAACGAGAAGCAUCUACCAGUCACGAAGGCGUUCUUCUGCGAUGCUAAGGAUCGUAAGGAGGAGGACGUUAACAAGAAAGCCGAUUUCUGGGAUCUCGACAGUCCCAAAUCGUCCAUGAUGGACGAUCUGCACAGCACGAAAUCGUUCGCCACUUCUGUAUCUACAACACAGGAAGUUCCCUUGAUCGCCACUGUCAGAAGAUGCUUAAAGUUUAGUCCCGAGAGCGAACCGUCGACGAGAUUUAACUCUUGCGGCUCGAUCGAAAUCGAGUGCUCCCUUGUGGCGGAGCACAUACACGUUCGAGUGGUAAGGUGCAAGGAUCUGAGGCGGGCAUAUGAGGGGCCGGUGCACGCGUAUGUCAAGGCAAGUUUGAAGAAUACGAGCGGUGAAGGGGUCGUCAAGAGGACCGCAGUUCAUCGUGCCACGCCGAAUCCGGUAUUUCGCGAGACUCUGAUACUACCCUGUCCGGCGUACAACAGUCACUGCACCGGUCACAGGCCCACGUCCCUGGACAUCGCCGUCUGGCACCGGGACCGUCGUGCAAGACGUAGCGAACUGCUGGGCUGCAUGACUCUUCCUCUGCCGCUGUCCCAGGAUAAGGAAGCAACAUGGCACCCUCUAGAAUCCGGAUCCGUCCGAAACACGAGCACCCCUUUUGCGGGUGUACCUCAGGACUGCGUCGUGUCGCCGCCAUUGUCCAAGGAUGGCGAGCUAGAUAAUAACAACUCAGGGACGGAUGAUUUGAUGUAUCUGAGGCACCUGGAGUUGGAACCGGUCGAUCCACUGACAGGCUUACCUCUGCACCCGGGUUUCACCGCGAAAGGCGGCAGAACACCUUGUACUAUUACCAGAAGCUUGAUAAGACAAACUUCAGUCAAUCAGAUCCCAUGGGGUUUUUCGUUAUCGUGGGGCAGGCCACCUCGGGUGGAGCGCGUGGAUCCGGGAAGUCCGGCGGAACGUGCCGGCUUACGACCGGGCGAUCAUGUGGUCUUUGUAGAAACGACGAACGUCGUGACGAGACCGCGGGACGAGAUCUUGGGUCUUAUCCAGGCCGCCACGAAUCAACUGGUGCUGGAGGUGCAUCGCAAAGGGGGCGCCCAAUCGUCUGCCAUCCACAGACCCAGCUCGGUCAACACCACCCUUCAAAACCCUUCUGUUACCGGUCCCACCAGCCAACACACGGUCACAUUCAAUGCCGAGGUCUUCCCGACUCUGGCACCUGACGCGCCACCCGAAGAGGAAUUAACUGUACGCGAGACCAGGUACUGGAGCAUCCUGAAGAACGGCCACGCGCGCUUCAUGGCCCCGCUGUGCGAGCAACGCGACGUUCUAUCGGCGAUGGACUACCUGAUUCUAUUCCAGAACCUGGACGAGCUGCUCAAGCUAUCCGAGGAGAUCAGGGACGAGGGGGGCGGUGUCGACAGCUAUCUCUGUAGAGUUCCUAAAAUCACAGCUGCCUACCGAAGAUACCUCAGUGGCCUACAACGUGCCUGCUGCCUCCUGGUCGCUCUCAGACGGAACACGGCCUUCGCCAAGCUUGUCUGCGAGCCUGCCGUGCCGCACAAACGCCGCCCCGACCUUACUGGGGUAUUACUCCUACCCUUAGAGCAUUAUAGAGAAAUGACGAGAUUGUUGGGUCAGGCGUCUCCGCGAAAUUGCCAACAAGCGAGAGAUUUGGCCCACGGCUAUAGAGAAGCUACAGCUAAUGCUGGUGUUAUGGAGCCGCCGCGAGACACCGGAAGACCUCUGCUGAGUUUGCAAGAGGUGGAAUCUCGGCUAGUAUUCGCGAGAUGCAAACCGUUUACCUUAGUGAUGCCGGGAAGACAAUGGCUCUUCGGCGGCGCUCUCGCUAAGGUCGAAGGUCGGGCGCGUCUGCAGCCGUCCUGGGCGCUGCUACUGACCGAUCUUUUGGUAUUCGCGCGGGUUUCGCGAGACCGCGUGCUUUUCGUCACCGAGGAGCCCCUACGAUUGUCCAGCAUCGCCGAGGCGUGCUUCACCGUGCGAAAACGACCGACGGAAUUUCGGUUACAGGUCGCCGUAAACCCGAAUGGCAACUCGGAGAACGGCCACGCCGAGAUGGUGAACAGUGGCGGUUGCAGCCCGCACAGUCGACUUCGAAGACGCGUUCUCAUCUUUCGAGCGCCUACUGCAGAGCUUAAAGCCGUCUGGCACAAUCUUCUUCAACGGCAAAUCAUCUAUGUGAAUACAGGCUGUGGCUUGAAUUUGUCGGAUCAGGAUAGCCCGGAAGAGAGUCCAAUUGUCGGUAAUAAUUUUGCCGCGGUCAGAGAAUCCACGGGAAUUGCGCAGAUCGUGAGAGAGCCUCAACAACGAGAAGAAGAGGAAAAGGAGUCGCAAUCCGGUGAAAGCCUGGAUACGAUCCUGAAGAACUCUCGAGAGAACAAUCACCUGGCUCAGUGGGUGCGCAAUUCGCAUCAAAUCCCUCCUCCGGAUAACGAGAGUUCACUGGAGGAGUGGACGGCGGAGGAAUUGGCGGCCCGAGCUCCUCGAGAAAGUAACAGCAGGUCGACCAGCCAGGACACUGCGACGGAAGAGAUUACGACGGCGAAUUCCGACGCGGAACAACAAAGUACUGCGUCGAGUGCAAGUCUAAGUACUGUAAAAUCAAAUAACAUGACGCGGAAGAAUGGCAGUUAUGUGUCUUCAAAGGAGAAUUCAACGAGCUCUAUCAACAUUUGCCGAAGGUGCCAUAGAUCGGGUUGUCCUACUCCACCAUUACAGAGGGAUCCGUUCUCCCCGUUACCCCCAAAAAUUUCAGUUCUUCCACCGACCCCCGAUCUCUGCACGAGACACAGAUUGCGAAAUGGACUGCACGAUAGCCCGGGAUGUAACAGUCCCAAUUACACGCCUGCGGAUGGUAACACCGAAGAUGGCAGCGAGGACGAUCUCGAUUGUGACGGAGAACCCCCUUAUAGAGCCUUGAGGCGGUUCGGUACGAUGAGCAGUCUGGAUCAAGAUGACGAGCUGGAUGAGCAGAGGGAAGACGACAAUCGGGACUUGGAGUCGCCGCCGUCCGGCUUGAGAGCGUGGACCGCCCGUGCGAGCAACUACGUCGUCAGUAAGAUGGUUUUAUUGGAACAGCUCAGCGAGGGUGUCGGUGGUUAUCUUCUUCAACCACCAGUACCCCCGGAGCGAACCGAAUUUUCGUUGGAUCCUAACGACGAGGAAGGCACUACGUCCGGGGCUACUUCCGGCGACGAUAUAUGGGGCACGCCGACUUCCGGCGGACCGGACGACGAGAGUUUCAUGGCCAAUUCGCCGCCGCCGAACGGCUGCAGCAGCGGCGGUGCAGUGGUGAACACCGGCGAGGACAAUUACGGCCUAAACCUGUCGGCGGAAGAUGACGCCGAUCAAGAAUUGGAGAACGAGGACUGCUCGUUGCCGGAGCUAAGCAUGGACCAGCUGCUUGGCGGCGGCGGUAGUCUAGGUUCGUUGCGCUGCUUCCUGGGUAGGAGACGGCUGGAGCCGCUGCCGGAAGAGGAGGACUCGCCCGGCAGCGGCAAGCACCAGGUCGGAUGGUGGUGACAGCGGUUUCAAACGACGUC
Messenger RNA from Formica exsecta, 5373 nucleotides. RefSeq lists its product as uncharacterized. NCBI's taxonomy places the organism in Eukaryota, Metazoa, Arthropoda, Insecta, Hymenoptera, Formicidae. Gene Ontology annotation, cellular component: plasma membrane; nucleus. Gene Ontology annotation, molecular function: protein binding. The coding region runs from base 488 to 5353 and encodes 1621 amino acids. The record is from RefSeq and is a predicted model, not a curated record. The transcript has 16 exons. Gene Ontology annotation, biological process: signal transduction.